UUUUUUUUUAAACUCCAGCAUGUAAAUCCACCACAAAGAAGCUGAAGUUCAAAUAAGGCUGCUUUAGCCUUGCAUGAAAAGAUAGAUUUAAAACUCUGGAACUGAAAUGUCAGAGUUCUGUUCUUUCAUCAAAAUAAAGUUACUACUGCAGGCUAUUGUCUGUCCGUGCCUAUGGCAUGAGGAUGUGCAGCUAAGAUUCAACAACUGAGCUAUUCUUCUAUCAACAAAAACAGCUUAAACAAUAAGGAAAACAAGAUUAUCAGAGCCUCAAGGCAUUAACUUUUAUAAUUAUAGUAUCAAAUAUAGAGAACUUUUCAGCGGAGGAAUCCUUCACUACAGACAUACUUCUGAUACAGUCAGCUAAGUGAAAUGUCAGUUUCCAUGGAUAAACUGUUCAGUUAAUCUUUGAUAAAAAGCACAUUAAAGACUGAAGAAAGAAGCCAAAGGCAAAGGAAACAGGCAGAUUUUAAAAGUUCUCUUGCAGAAGAAAAAUUAUCCAAAAAUAAAGAAUGAUGAAGGCAGCAAGAUUAAUUUGUUUACUACUAAUUGCCAUCAUGGGAAUGACUGCUAGCAAGACGAAGGAAUUUGAAAGCAGUGAUGAGGGCACAGAGCAAGAAUUCAUUUAUAUGAACAGAUACAAGCGGUCCAGUGACACACAAGACAAGUGCACUUAUACCUUUAUUGUACCGCAGCAGAAAGUGACAGGUGCCAUUUGUGUUAAUUCAAAGGAGCCUGAAGUGGUUCUUGAAAACCGGGUAAAUAAGCAAGAAUUAGAGCUGCUUAACAAUGAACUUUUAAAGCAAAAGAGACAAAUAGAAACUCUGCAGCAACUGGUGGAGGUGGAUGGUGGGAUUGUUAAUGAGGUUAAACUUUUACGAAAAGAAAGUCGGAAUAUGAACUCUCGUGUCACGCAACUUUAUAUGCAACUGCUGCAUGAAAUUAUUCGAAAACGGGACAAUGCAUUAGAACUUUCCCAGCUUGAAAAUAAGAUAUUGAACCAAACUGCUGAUAUGUUGCAGCUUGCAAACAAAUACAAGGAUCUAGAGUACAAAUAUCAACAUUUGGUGUCAAUUGCCAAUAACCAGUCAAUAAUUAUUGCACAGCUAGAAGAACAUUGUCAAAGAACGCCAUCCAUUAAGCCAAUACCCCAACCUCCCCAACCACCAAACAGAAUGUAUCAACCUCCUACUUACAAUCGCAUUAUUAACCAAAUAGCUACCAAUGAAAUUCAGAGUGAUCAGAAUUUAAAGGUUCUACCACCUAAUCUACCUACCAUGCCAUCAGUUACUAAUAGUCCAUCUUCAACUGAUAAACCAUCUGGGCCAUGGAGAGACUGUCUACAGGCAUUAGAAGAUGGCCACGACACCAGUUCUAUCUACCUUGUGAAACCUGAAAACACAAAUCGACUUAUGCAGGUCUGGUGUGACCAACGACACGAUCCUGGUGGCUGGACAGUCAUUCAGAGACGAUUGGAUGGAUCAGUCAACUUUUUCAGGAACUGGGAUACUUAUAAGCAAGGAUUUGGGAACAUAGAUGGAGAGUAUUGGCUGGGUUUAGAAAAUAUUUAUUGGCUAACAAAUCAAGGCAACUACAAACUGCUUGUAACAAUGGAAGACUGGUCAGGUCGAAAAGUAUUUGCUGAAUAUGCCAGCUUCAGACUGGAGCCAGAGAGUGAAUAUUACAAGUUGAGAUUGGGUCGUUACAAUGGCAAUGCUGGGGAUUCUUUCACUUGGCAUAAUGGGAAGCAGUUCACCACACUGGAUAGAGAUCAUGAUGUAUACACAGGUAACUGUGCUCAUUACCAGAAAGGAGGAUGGUGGUACAAUGCCUGUGCUCACUCAAACCUCAAUGGAGUCUGGUAUCGGGGAGGACAUUAUCGUAGUCGAUAUCAGGAUGGUGUUUACUGGGCUGAAUUCCGUGGGGGCUCAUAUUCACUAAAGAAAGUUGUUAUGAUGAUCAGACCUAAUCCCAACACGUUCCACUGAAAGAACUGUUACUUUUAAUUUACCGUUUAAAAAAGAACAAUAAAAUGGCAGGAGUAGCUGCAUGUGCUAUCUGGAAUACAUCUUCAUAGCAGCAACGAAUGUAAGAUACUGUACUUUUAUUGCUAAAAUCUGAGGACUUGUAUAUUGUAUUUUCAACAUUCAUGCCAGCAAAAAACAUACAAUUUAGGUGAUAUAAUAAACUCAGAACAUCUUUCUUUGUAACAAAAAUAAUUAAGGGUCCUGUUUUUAGAACCGGGCAUUGAGAUGGACUGUAGAUAACACUUCUGAGUUUUAUUCCCUAUAAAUUAAGUCUAGAUGCUAAAAAUACUGCCACAGUUUCUACAUAUUUUGUAUGUUAUAUUAUGUAAAAAUAUUAUCAAUUACAGUACAAUCUGUACAGAAAGUGUUUUAUUGUUAUUAUUAGGCAUAAUUUGACACAGGAAAUAACAUCCUUUGAAACUAUGUAGCUGGUAUAUGUACCGUAUAGUAUUAGUGGGAUUAUUCCUAAAAUAAUUUUUCUUAAUUGUCAUAGAUAAAGCAAUAAUUAAAUCAUUUCAGUUGGUGGGCAGACACCCAAAUAAUUACAAUAUAAUUAAUUUAGUCUGUUACUUUCAUUCUUCUCUUGAUGUACAUGCCAUCAUUCUGAAAGCUGACCUCUGAUAAUCAAAAAUAUGUGUAAGGAAGGAAAAUGAAUGUUCUUAAAUUGAAAUGCCCACAUGUAUUUAUGAAGAAAUCCAAAUUUAUAAUGGCUAUUGCAUAUUACAUAGCCAACAUAAAUAAUGUUAAUUGCCACAUAAAAAAAAAGUCUAAAUAGUUAAUAUUUUAUACCUGAGCUACAUCAUUAUCUGAUGUGCAGACACUGUAAUAACUAAAUUGCUACAAAUUAAAGGGACUAUCCAACUUUGCAGGCAAAUGAUGGAUCCCGAUCUAUAUUCUAUUUAAUGUCUGUAGCCACAAGAUAAGGAUUCUUGGUAGAAAAUAUUUGUAACCAAGAACAAUUAUAUUUGCAAUAUUUCAUAAUCUAUAAUGAGUAUAUUCACUUAUACUCAUUUAUAAAUAAAAUCAAUUGUGGAAACUUGGAGAAUUUUAGAAUUCUGCUGUGGUUGGUAGAUAGAAUAGAUAAUUAUUGCAAAUUAGAAACUACAAUGAAAACCAUUACGUUUAGUGAAAGAAUGUGUGAAAAAAACCAAAAAUAGCUCUUGGCAAUUUAGCAUGCUUUACAAUAAGCCUGUGAGAUUUCUUUUUUACACAGUGUGCAUAUUUUAUAGUAUAAAUAUACUAUAUGUGUGUGUGUGUGUGUGUGUGUGUGUGUGUAUAUGUAUAUGUAUAUACACAUACACACGUGUGUGUGCUCUCUUCCCUUGUUACCUCAUCGUUUCUUCACAAAUGUAUUAUGUGCAUUAAAAACUGAUGAUGUCUGACGUAGCAUGUGUUGUAUAUAAAUGAAAGUAGGGUUUUUAAUAUAUUAUCAAAUUAUCCUUGUAAUAUUGCAAAUUGGCAAUAAAGCAACAAAUGGUAUUUUGAUGUA
Messenger RNA from Pelodiscus sinensis (Chinese soft-shelled turtle), 3513 nucleotides. It is a transcript of the gene ANGPTL2, whose product is annotated as angiopoietin like 2. The record is from RefSeq and is a predicted model, not a curated record. Lineage: Eukaryota; Metazoa; Chordata; Testudines; Trionychidae. Gene Ontology annotation, biological process: blood coagulation.